ACUUUCAAAAGCCCUUUUGCAACCAACCGGCGAGAGCAAAAGAAACUUACGAGAGAGAGAGAGAGAGAGAGAGAUGUCGAAGACUCUGGUGCAGCCGGUAGGGCAGAAGAGGUUGACGAACGUCGCAGUGGUUCGAUUGAAGAAGCAAGGCAACCGCUUCGAGAUCGCUUGCUACAAGAACAAGGUCCUUUCUUGGCGUUCCGGCGUGGAGAAGGAUAUAGAUGAAGUGUUGCAGUCGCAUACUGUUUACUCAAACGUGUCCAAAGGAGUUCUUGCUAAAUCUAAAGACUUGAUAAAGGUCUUUGGAUCCGAUGAUCACACCAAGAUCUGCUUGGAGAUUCUGGAGAAAGGUGAGCUUCAAGUUGCUGGCAAAGAGAGAGAGUCGCAGCUGUCUAGUCAGUUUAGGGAUAUCGCUACGAUUGUGAUGCAGAAAACCAUUAACCCUGACACCCAACGCCCUUAUACCAUUAGCAUGGUUGAGCGUCUUAUGCAUGAGAUCCAUUUCGCUGUUGAUCCUAAUAGCAACUCCAAGAAGCAGGCUCUUGAUGUCAUCCGUGAGCUGCAGAAGCACUUCCCUAUAAAGCGUUCUCCAAUGAGACUGCGUCUCACUGUUCCUGCUCAGAACUUCUCCUCCCUUCUGGAGAAGCUUAAAGAAUGGGACGCUUCUCUUGUCUCCAAAGACGAAUCUGGAACUCACAUGUCCACUGUGUGCGAGAUGGAACCGGGGCUAUACCGAGAGUGUGAUUCCCUUGUGAGGAGUAUGCAGGGGAGAUUAGAGAUACUCGCUGUAUCGGUUCAUGCUGAAGGUGACACGAGCAUGGAUCAUUACGAUGAGCAUGACGAUAUGGCAUUGCAGACAAACAAGCCGUUGUUACCUCUUGAGACUGAGACCGACGAACUUAGCAAGAAAAUGCAGAAGCAAGAGAUUGGUACUACUAGUGACGACACAAAGGAAGGAGAAGGAGAAGGAAAAGGGAUCAAGUGCAGUACGUGCAACACGUUUGUUGGAGAAGCUAAGCAAUACAGAGAGCAUUUCAAGACUGAUUGGCACAAACACAACCUGAAGCGAAAGACUCGUAAACUCCCUCCUCUUACUGCUGAAGAAUGCUCCGCUGAGGUUGACAUGGAUGACUCCAGAUCAGACUUGAAAGACUACUCUUUCUGAUAUUUUACAGCUUUUUGCCAUUUAAUGUGCGAGUAUAUGAACACGCAAACUUGUUGUGGAGCUGAUCAGGAAUGAAUCUCUUUUUUUUUGUUUAUUAUUGUUGCAGUUAACAGACCCUUUUCUUGAGUCUAUAAAUGUCUUAAUACCUUUCA
Messenger RNA from Raphanus sativus (radish), 1317 nucleotides. RefSeq lists its product as uncharacterized. Bases 74 to 1165 code for a protein of 363 amino acids. Gene Ontology annotation, molecular function: zinc ion binding; nucleic acid binding. The transcript is spliced from 4 exons. NCBI's taxonomy places the organism in Eukaryota, Viridiplantae, Streptophyta, Magnoliopsida, Brassicales, Brassicaceae. The record is from RefSeq and is a predicted model, not a curated record. Gene Ontology annotation, biological process: cytosolic ribosome assembly; ribosome biogenesis.